Messenger RNA from Ambispora leptoticha, 1674 nucleotides. NCBI's taxonomy places the organism in Eukaryota, Fungi, Glomeromycota, Glomeromycetes, Archaeosporales, Ambisporaceae. The record is from the annotation of a GenBank genome assembly.
AUGACGUCCACAUCCAACGAGAUUGAUGUAACGUCAACGACAGCGUUACAAGAUUAUAUCGCGCAAACAGUAAAAACACUCGAUUACUCUAUUGAUCUCACAAACUUGUUUAAAACCGCAACUCAUGUUUUAUUGAAUGUUUUUCCGGAUUGGGAUGAACAAGAAUUGGAGUUUUUUGAGAUUGCGUCUGGGUUAACUAAUAAACUUGUGAAAGUCACUAAUAAACAAACUGGCGUGGUGGUAUUGGUUCGCAUAUUUGGACGUAAUUCCGAAAGAUUUAUUAAUCGGGAGGAAGAAUUAUUGAAUGUUGUCGCCUUAUCGAUUCUUGGGCUUGCUGCUCCACUCUACGCAAAAUUCAAUAAUGGCGUGGUGUAUGGAUACAUUCCAGGCGAACCAUUCGCUCAGCAUGAUCUUCCAAACAUGAAUAAAUCCGCAUUAGUCGCUAAACAUUUGGCUAAAUUCCAUAGAGUGGAGAUUGCUGGCUCGAAGAAGCCAGUUUUGUUUGACAAAAUUCGAAGAUGGUUAAAUCAAGGUGAGCAAUGGAAUGGAUCAAGAUCCAGAUUAUCUUCUCGAAUGACUAAUUAUAGUUUCUUUCAAGUGCCUGAAAAAUACACCGAUCCCAAAGUUAAUGAGAAAUUCGCUAGCAACCUGAAUUUAAAAAGAUUGAAAGAAGAGCUAUACUUCCUUGAAGAGCAACUCGCAAAACCAAAUUAUCCGGUGGUAUUUUGUCAUAACGACUUACUAUACCCCAACAUAAUCUAUAAAGACGAGAACUCGGUAACGUUUAUCGAUUUCGAGUAUGGUGGAUACAAUUAUCGUGGAUUUGACAUUGGAAAUCAUUUUAAUACCUUUGCUGGGUGGCAAUGUGAUUAUAGCUUAUACCCGACCAAAGAAUUUCAACUCGUUUGGCUACGUCAUUACUUAUCAUCUUUUCAUCCUGAGACUGAAGUCACCGAUGCAGAAGUAGAAAAUUUGUAUCGAGAAGUAGCGAAAUUCCAGCUCGCUUCCCUUUUCUACUGUAGUGUAUGGACAUUGCUAUCCUCGGAAUUCUCUGACAUCAAAUAUGAUUUUAUGGAAUACGCCGUGCGAGCGUUUAGAGAAUACUAUCGAAUUCGUGACGAAAUGAAUGACAAACCAUCGUUACCAACCGAAACGAUGAUCCGAAUUUUUUCAGAGGUCGCUGAAAAAACUGGCUUGCGAAGAGUUUGGAAGUUUCGUUGCGUAUCACGCGAGAUGAAAUUAAUCAUUGAGAUGGUUGUGUUUGAUAAAUUCCGUAAUAAAAUAAAGUGGCGAAUUGCUGGAUGGUCCUUUGAUGGCGACAAAAGAUUUCAAUGGGAAUACGCGGAUUUCAACGCGCGAAUUCUUGCACCCAACGCCAACGACUUUUGUGCUCGAAUUCGACCAAUCACCAAACCACAUUGGUCCCUUCGCUGCAAUUGGUAUGAAUUUUGGGUUCGUGUAAAAGGACAAGAUCAAAAUAAAUGGUAUGAUUUGAGCGAGAGAAUUGAACACCGUAAGGGGAAUAAUAAUAAUAAUUUAUUUGGCGAAAAAUGGUUUGGGAAUGUGAAGGUGGUGUAUCAUCAUCACCAUUCUAAUUAUGGAUCAUGUCAAUAUACAUCUAUUCCCGAAUUCAAGAUUGAUUUGAAACGAUUGUUUUCGCUGAUUGAGGAUUGA